CCAUCUCAGCUCGUAAUCUCUUAGUCUCGCUAUGGAACUCGGAUCGCACCAGGCAGCAAAAGUCGAGCCGUUUGUGCUCAUGUCAAAGUCGGCCAAGGGCGCUGCUGCUGCAAAACUCGUCCAGGACGCCACUUCUGCCCCUGGCCUCUUUGUCUUUGCUGAGCUGCUCGAUGUACCAAGCAUCCAGGAGCUCGCGAACAAUCCAACGCAUUCCUCGUCCUACACGCUUCUACAGCUCUUCGCCUAUAAAACCUAUCAAGAUUACCUCCAACACAAAGACUCCCUCCCACCACUCUCCCAAACCCAAAUUACCAAACUCCGUCACCUCUCCCUCGUCACUUUCUCCAUGCAACGACGCAUCCUCCCCUACUCCGACCUCCUCUCCGCCCUCGAGAUCUCCAACAUCCGAGAGUUGGAGGACUUGAUCAUCGAUGCUAUCUACCUUGACAUCCUCCGUGGAAAACUGGAUCAGAAGGAACAGCAGUUCGAGGUGGAGUAUACAAUGGGACGAGACCUCGAGCCCGGGAGUCUAGGGAACUUGUUGGGCGCAUUGCAGGAUUGGUCCGACACCACGUCCUCAGUCCUCUCCGUACUCGAUGCCUCACUCGCCCGUCUCUCCUCCCAAUCCGCCCAACGUGCCAAAGAAUCCGAAGAACACGAACGUCUCCUCAAUCAACAUAUGAAAGAGGUCCAGGAUAAGAAUGAGAGCAGGCCUGGAGGGACUGCGAGGCGACCGCUGAGGAACGCAGGAUCUGCACGCAGUGGCGGUGGUGGGAGCGAGAGGUUGGGGGAGGACGUCGAGAUGGAGAUUGACGAGGUCAUGAUGGAGAGCAUGUCUAAGGGGAAGAAUCGGAAGGCUCCGCAGGAAACGAUGAGCAAGCCGCGGAACAAGCGGAACAGACUCUGAGUUACUUACACCGUCUCGGUUAGGCCUCAGCAAAGCCACAGGGAGAUAUACUCCAGGCAGGAAGUUCUUGACCGCCCCUUACACACCAUGUCGCAAUCUCGAUGUUUUCUCUCGCUCACUUACCAAUCGCCCCUUGUACAACACAGAUAUGUAUCUCAAUGUUUCGUUUAAAUGGGUUUGAUCUGCAUCAUCAAC
Messenger RNA from Stereum hirsutum FP-91666 SS1, 1102 nucleotides. RefSeq lists its product as uncharacterized. Lineage: Eukaryota; Fungi; Basidiomycota; Agaricomycetes; Russulales; Stereaceae. The record is from RefSeq and is a predicted model, not a curated record. Gene Ontology annotation, cellular component: COP9 signalosome. The transcript has 5 exons. Bases 32 to 907 code for a protein of 291 amino acids.